Coffea arabica (coffee) is the source of this 1805-nucleotide messenger RNA. Its product is annotated as thiamine-repressible mitochondrial transport protein THI74. Lineage: Eukaryota; Viridiplantae; Streptophyta; Magnoliopsida; Gentianales; Rubiaceae. Gene Ontology annotation, cellular component: membrane. The record is from RefSeq and is a predicted model, not a curated record.
UGUUAAUACUUUAACGUGGCUAACGUUUGACAUCAGCCUUGUCAUAUUCACAGAUGUUAGAACAUAGAAGCUAGAACAAGUACCAGUCAACCGCGCCAAGCUCCAAGAACACCCAAAUAACUUUCUACCAUUUUGUAUGCAGUGCACCCUUCCAAGUCAAAUUGUUCUACUAAAUUGAAACUCCUCCAGGGCAUUAAAUAUUACGUUGAAAACCAAGAAUAUUUAAUAUUUUUAUCCCUUUAAAUAGUGAUUUUGCUGGCUGGAUUUUUUUUUCUUUUUUUUUUUUUGAAAUUUAAUUGUUUCUCCUGUUUUGAGGUGAUGGGGUGGAAGUACCAUGCCGGGUUGGGGUUGAUUGGAACUGUUGUGUUGAUAUGGGUUGCUUCUGCAGAGAUUACUCAGAAAAUUUUUGCUCAGUAUAGACAACCGUUUGCUCUUACUUAUCUGGGGGUAUCCCUAAUGGUGCUAUUCCUGCCAAUAGCAGUUUGUAAAGAUUGGAUUUUCCAUUUAUUGGGCAAGAGCUCGUCUACUAAGUUUUACGGGGACAAUCUACUCAUAGAUCCAUCAAUUGAACUGGAUGUUCCUCUAAGAGCAAGUGAAACUACCUUUGAUUCAAGGGACAUGUUGAAGAGCUGCGAUCUUGAUGAUACAGACCUAAAUGCAACAGAAGAAGUGCUAUUGACGUUUGACCGAGAUGAUGAAAUUCCUAUACUUGAAAAGGCUUAUAAACUUAGUUCGUGGGAAAUUGUCAAAUGCAGCUUUUAUCUUGCUCCAAUAUGGUUUGCGACUGAGUAUUUAUCAAACUCUGCCCUUGCUAAUACUAGUGUGGCCAAUACGACAGUGUUGACUUCAACAUCAGGGCUCUUCACUCUAUUCUUUGCAGCACUCAUUGGUCAGGAUUCCAUAAAUGUUGCUAAGGUUCUUGCUGUAUUUGUUAGUAUUGCUGGUGUUCUCAUGACCACCAUUGGGAAAACAUGGGCUUCGGAUGAAAUGCUGAGUGCCUCUCAGAGUAAAAGACAUAGCAUCAUUGGAGAUUUUUUUGGUCUUCUCUCAGCAGUGUCCUACGGCUUAUUUACGGUGCUACUAAAGAGAUCUGCUGGAUCAGAUGGAGAGAGAGUUGAUAUGCAGAAGAUUCUUGGAUAUAUUGGACUUUUUACUCUUCUUGGCCUUUGGUGGAUUAUAUGGCCACUUAAUGCUCUUGGAAUAGAACCGACUUUCGAAUUUCCAAGUUCAGCAUCCAUCAAAGAAGCUGUGCUGUUAAAUGGCUUAGUGGGGAGCGUUAUUUCAGAUUAUUUAUGGGCGCUUUCUGUGGUGUGGACUACGCCAUUAGUCGCGACACUUGGCAUGUCCUUGACAAUCCCCUUGGCAAUGCUGGCUGACAUGCUUAUCCAUGGCCGUCACUACUCUGCAAUCUACAUCCUUGGAUGCGUCCAGGUGUUUGCAGGUUUUGUCAUUGCUAACCUCUCUGAUAAGUUUGCGGGUAACAGAAGAUGAAGUGCUUUACCAACUACAUGACCUUAACCUUUUGACAACGCUGGAAGAAAGCUAAUUUUUCCUAGACAGAAUAUUAUCUGUGUUAAUAUGAUUAGGUGAUAGAACUAUAUUCCCAUUUUUUUUGUGGUUAGUAUGUAAAGUGUGUGAGGGCUGCAAUGUUAUGCAUGCCUCUUUCUUCAACAUCCUAUUGCUAGUGUUAAUUAAUGUGUAAUCUUGGAUACUUGUUUUAGUAUUCUGGAACAAUGUUUGGUCCUUAGUCCUCUUCUGAUGGAAAGCUGCAAUGUGAAGUAAAUCCUCUAGCUUAUUACCAGCAA